UCACAGCCUCGCUCUGUCACACACACUCUCUGUCUCUCUCUCUCUCUGCGUCGUCUUCUUCUUUAUUCACAGGACAAGGGAGUGUGUGUGGGGGGGCGGGCGCGGGUGAUGGCUGGGAACGAGGGCUCUUUCUCGAGCCUACGAGGCUAUGGGGCCGCGUUGUUGCAGACGCCGGCGAGGUUCGCCCGGCGAGCAGGGGCGGUGACGACGACGAUGGAGGAGAUGAGUAGGGUGAGGGCCCGCUCGGGGUCGUCUAUGCAGAGGAAGCUCCGGUGGUACGACCUCGUCGGUCUAGGGAUGGGCGGGAUGGUGGGUGCCGGCGUGUUCGUCACAGUGGGCUCCGCUGCCGGCAACAAGGCCGGUCCCGCCGUCAUCCUGUCCUACGCCGUCUCCGGCCUCUGUGCCCUCCUAUCCGCCUUCUGCUACACCGAGUUCGCCGUCGAAAUGCCGGUGGCGGGCGGUGCCUUCAGCUACCUGCGCGUCACCUUCGGAGAAUUCGCGGCGUUCGUUACCGGCGCGAAUCUGCUGAUGGAGUACGUCGUCUCCAACGCCGCCGUCGCCCGGGGCCUGACCUCCUACAUCGCCACCGUCUUCAGCAACUCCUCGCCGAACGCCUGGAGGAUUACGGUCUCCGGCCUCCCGAAAAAUUACCAGAAUAUCGACCUCAUCGCCGUCGCCGUCAUCCUGACGAUCACCAUCUGCAUAUGUUACAGCACGAAGGAGAGCUCGAUGCUGAACAUGGUCCUCACGUCGGUGCACAUCUCCCUCAUCGUCCUCGUCAUCGCCAUCGGGUUCGCCAAGGGGCGCGUCAGCAACCUGGUUCACCCGAUGAACCCGGAGAAGCACCCGGGCGGCUUCCUGCCGUACGGGGCGAGCGGCGUGCUCAGCGGCGCGGCCAUGGUCUACCUGAGCUACAUCGGGUACGACGCCGUCUCGACCAUGGCCGAGGAGGUGAAGCACCCGGCCAAGGACAUCCCCAUCGGCGUCUCGGGCUCCGUCGCCAUCGUCACGGUUCUCUACUGCCUCAUGGCCGCCGCCCUCGCCAUGCUGGUCCCUUACGACGCGAUAGAGGUGGAUGCGCCCUUCUCGUCGGCGUUCAAGAGGGUGGAAGGGUGGGAGUGGGUGUCGAACCUGGUGGGCGUGGGCGCCAGCCUGGGCAUAGUCACGUCCCUGAUGGUGGCCAUGCUGGGUCAGGCCAGGUACCUGUGCGUCAUUGGUAGGUCCGGCGUGGCCCCGCCCUGGUUCGCCCGCAUCCACCGGAGAACCGGCACGCCGGUCAACGCCUCGGCCGUCCUCGGGAUUUGUACGGCUGCGAUCGCCGUCAUCACAGAUCUGGCGGUGCUGCUGGAGCUGGUCUCCAUCGGCACCCUCUUCGUCUUCUACAUGGUGGCAAACGCGGUCGUCUACCGGCGGUACGUGGCGGAGGAUAAGAGCGACAGGUGGCUGACGCUCGGCUUUCUGGCGGCCUUCUCGGCCCUCUCCGUCGGCUUCACUCUGAGCUGGCAGCUCUGCCCGGCCGGCCGGGUCCGGACCGCGCUCCUGGGUGGGUUCGGGCUGGGCGCGGUCGCCGCGCUCCAGGCUUUCCACUCGGCCGCGUCUCCGGCGCGGAAGCCGGAGUUCUGGGGCGUGCCGCUGAUGCCCUGGAUCCCGGCGACCUCCGCGUUUCUCAACGUGUUCUUGCUGGGCUCGAUGGACCGCGCCUCCUACGUCCGGUUCGGGGCGUUCUCGGCGCUCGCGGUGGCAAUGUACCUGCUGUACAGCGUCCACGCGAGCUGGGACGCCGAGGAGGAGGCGGACGUCGAGCUCCAAAAGGGCUCGGCCACUGCGGCCCAGCAUGCGGCCGACAAGGGUCGUGAUAAUGAUGAAGCUAAAGUCUAGUGAGUCUAAUGGUGAUGGAUAAGUUUCGCCCGAUGUUGGCAAAUUGUGAUACACAAAUAGUGAGCAAACAGCAACAAAGAAAACGAAAAAGGAAGACGAACAGGAUACAGGAUUGUGUUACAUAAUCUUGUUCCAUUUUUAUAGCAUAUUUUGUAAAGGCAAGUUCGGAGAAAGAAAGCAAAAUGGUGCAUAAAUUUUCUCUUUCUUUUUCCCA
Molecule: messenger RNA, 2092 nt
Organism: Nymphaea colorata (pocket water lily)
Lineage: Eukaryota; Viridiplantae; Streptophyta; Magnoliopsida; Nymphaeales; Nymphaeaceae
Product: cationic amino acid transporter 7, chloroplastic-like
Exons: 5
Coding region: 109-1878 (589 amino acids)
Biological process (GO): transmembrane transport; amino acid transport
Cellular component (GO): plasma membrane
Molecular function (GO): amino acid transmembrane transporter activity
Source: RefSeq, a predicted model, not a curated record